Macrosiphum euphorbiae (potato aphid) is the source of this 1053-nucleotide messenger RNA. The record is from the annotation of a GenBank genome assembly. Lineage: Eukaryota; Metazoa; Arthropoda; Insecta; Hemiptera; Aphididae.
AUGAUAGGACGAUUGUAUUCUUUAAUUUUAUCGCUUGGCAGCCUUACAUUAAUCACAUUUUGUUUGUGGUCAGCAUGGAGCAAGAUAGCCAAUGUCGACGAAUCACAUGUAGGCCAUGUCGAAUAUCGUAUACUUACCAUAGAAAAUGUUACCUCAAAACCAUUCGAGUUACAUUCUUUGGCCGAUACGGACCUUCACUCUUUAAUCGAUUUGCCAUCUUUCAAUUUCAAUAUAAACCAAAAGGUAUGCAACAACAACACUAAAUUGAUAAUGGCUUUAGUUCAUACUGCUCCUGGACAUUAUGCUAAACGUCAGGCUAUAAGAGAGACAUGGGCAAAGAUGAUACCAACAUUAUUUUUUAUGGGUCUCCCAGAUUCAAACAUUACUCAAAGCGAUGUUGUCUUAGAAAAUAAAAUGUACAGUGAUAUUAUCCAAGGCGAUUUUAUAGAUUGUUACCGUAAUUUAACUUAUAAACAUGUGAUGGUACUAAAAUGGACUUUGUACUAUUGUCCUUGUGCCAGGUAUUUGCUCAAAACUGAUGAUGAUACAUUGGUUAAUGCACCAUAUUUAUUGGAAAUACUCAAUCAUAGAUUAUCACCUUUAGGAGCACGAAAUUUGCUUAUGUGCCAACUCAUGUUUUCAAGUAUGGUGAAACGUUCAUAUCGAUCUAAAUGGAGAGUUUCAUAUUCAGAAUAUCCAAAUCGUUGGUAUCCAAUUUAUUGUAGAGGCUGGGCGAUAGUGUAUUCGCCAGAUGUAAUUUAUAAACUAUACACAGAAGCACAAGUGUCUCCAUAUUUUUGGAUUGACGAUGUUCACAUAACUGGUACAAUAGCUGAUAAACAAAAUAUAACUCAAACAGAUUUAGGAACAUUAGCAGUUGAUGAAUCUGAUGUGCUGGGCGAUAAAAAUAUUAGUCGCAAGUUUUUAUUUUGCUUACUAACUAAAGCAGAUCAGUCAAUGAGAACAUUUUGGAAAACUCUUUUACAAUCAAAUGAUACUGAUGUUUCAUCUUCAACCAACCUUGGGCUUGACGAAAAUGUUGGUAAUAAAUAA